GAAACCCUCUCUCUCUCUUUUUUGCCAUUCACACACAGUACUUACUCUUCAAGCCUGCUGCUGCUGCCACUGCCUGAAAGGACCUGAAAUACCACACAGGGAAUUUUGAUUUCUUCUGGGGAACCAGGGAAAAGAAAAAAAAAAGGCAGAAAAACUCAUCUGGAGACUGUGAAGAAGACAUACAGUAAUAGGAAGAAGUGGCAAGCUCUUUCCUUCUUGAACGCCGAAAAACACCUCAUUUCUCUGCCAGGUGUAUGGGACUUAGAUUCUGGAAGCACUGCACUGAACUGUUAAAGGUAAACUAUGACCACUUUACUAUUGGUGUUUGUGUGUUUGCGAGUCAUCACAGCAGCCGUCUCUGUGGAGCUCUCAGACAGUAGUGAUGGCCUGGAAGUGAAGAUACCUGAGCAGUCUCCCCUGCGUGUUGUCCUGGGAAGCUCCCUGAACAUCCCCUGUUACUUCAACAUCCCAGAGGAAGAGGACACCAGUGCUCUGCUGACCCCAAGGAUCAAAUGGAGCAAACUCUCAAACGGGACCGAAGUUGUCUUGCUAGUGGCCACCGGCGGGAAAAUCCGGCUCAACACUGAGUACAGGGAGGUGAUCUCUUUGCCCAAUUACCCCGCCAUCCCCACCGAUGCCACUUUGGAAAUCAAGGCGCUGAGAUCCAACCACACUGGGAUUUAUCGCUGUGAAGUGAUGUAUGGGAUUGAGGACAGGCAAGACACAAUAGAGGUCCUAGUGAAAGGCAUCGUAUUCCACUACAGAGCAAUCUCCACAAGGUACACCUUGAACUUUGAGAAAGCAAAGCAGGCCUGUAUCCAGAACAGCGCUGUGAUUGCUACUCCCGAGCAGCUGCAGGCUGCCUACGAGGACGGGUACGAGCAGUGUGACGCCGGCUGGCUGGCGGAUCAGACUGUCAGGUACCCCAUCCACUGGCCCCGGGAGCGCUGCUAUGGCGACAAGGAUGAAUUUCCAGGAGUGAGGACCUACGGUGUCCGCGAGCCAGAUGAAACCUAUGAUGUUUACUGCUAUGCAGAGCAAAUGCAAGGUAAAGUCUUCUAUGCCACCGCCCCCGAGAAGUUCACCUUCCAAGAAGCUUUCGACAAAUGCCGCAGUUUGGGAGCCCGUUUGGCCACCACGGGAGAGCUGUACCUGGCCUGGAAGGAUGGCAUGGACAUGUGCAGCGCGGGCUGGCUGGCCGAUCGCAGCGUCCGCUACCCCAUUUCCAGAGCACGGCCCAACUGUGGAGGAAACCUGGUGGGUGUGCGGACGGUGUACCUCUACGUCAACCAGACGGGGUACCCGCACCCCGACUCUCGCUACGAUGCCAUCUGCUACAGCGGGGACGACGUUGAGAUUCUGGUCCCAGGGCAGUUCAUCGACGAGACGGGAAGCGAGCUGGGCAGUGGUUUCACUGUCCAGACUGUCACCCAGACUGAAGUGGAGUUACCUCUGCCCCGCAACGCCACCGAGGAGGAGGCCCGUGGCAGCAUCGCCACCCUGGAGCCCAUUGAGAUCACACCUACUGCCACUGAGCUCUACGAGGGCUUCACUGUCCUGCCCGAUCUCUUCGCCACUGGUGCCACAGUAGAGACAGCUGCCCCAGGGGAGGAGAACAUGACCAGGGGGGAUGUCACGGGGGUGGGGACUGUGCCUGAAGAGGUCACCACCAUAGCCUUAGGCACUGCCAUCACCACCGAAACGGCAGAGGUGAGCUCGGUGGAAGAGGUUGUGGGGGUGACUGCCACACCAGGACUAGAGUCUGCCUCAGCACUCACAGUGGAAGAUCAGCUCAUGCAAGCGACAGCAGCCCCCGGUGUUGGUCUCCUCCCUAAGCAGCCCAUCUCCCCCACGGGUGUGGUGUUUCACUACCGUGCCGCUACCAGCAGAUAUGCCUUCUCCUUCGUCCAAGCCCAGAAGGCAUGCCUGCAGAACAACGCCGUUAUUGCCACUCCUGAACAGCUCCAGGCUGCCUACGAGGCUGGCUUUGACCAGUGUGAUGCCGGCUGGCUGCGGGACCAGACAGUCAGGUAUCCCAUUGUGAAUCCCCGAAGUAACUGCGUAGGAGACAAAGAGAGCUCUCCAGGCGUGCGGUCGUAUGGCAUGCGCCCAGCCUCAGAGACCUACGAUGUGUACUGCUACAUCGACAGGCUCAAGGGCGAGGUGUUCUUUGCAACUCAGCCAGAGCAGUUCACCUUCCCAGAAGCUCAGCGGUACUGCGAGAGCCAGAACUCCACGCUGGCCUCUGUUGGCCAACUCCAUGCUGCCUGGAAGCAGGGCCUGGACAGAUGCUACGCUGGCUGGUUAGCCGAUGGCAGCCUCCGCUAUCCCAUCGUGAGCCCCCGUCCUGCCUGCGGGGGGGAUGCUCCUGGCGUGAGGACUGUCUACCAGCACUACAACCAGACUGGCUUUCCCGACCCCCUGUCCCGACAUCACGCCUUCUGCUUCAGAGCUCUGCCACCUGCGGAGGAGGAGGGGGUCACCUCAUUCUUUGAAGAAGAUGUGCUGGCAACCCAAGUGAUCCCUGGAGUAGAGGGGGUACCCUCUGGGGAAGAGGUGACCGUGGAGACGGAGUUUGCCACUCAACCUGAGAGUCAGACAGCCUGGGGGACAGAGGUCUUUCCAACAGACGUGUCGCUGCUCUCAGUGAGUCCAUCUUCUUUUCCUCCAGCUACUGUAAUACCAGAGGAAACGAGCACCAAUGCUUCCAUCAGUGAAGUGUCAGGGGAGGUGACUGAAUCUGGAGAACAUCAAGUCAGUGGUGAAUCUUCAACAUCCGGGUGGGUAUCUGGAAUCCCAGAUACAAGUGGAGAACCAACUUCUGGAGUUUUUGAACAUAGUGGAGAACACUCAGGGAUCGGAGAAAGUGGAUUACCAUCGGUAGAUCUGCAUACCAGUGGCUUUCUACCUGGAGAAAGUGGGCUACCCUCAGGGGACUUGAGUGGGGUGCCUUCUGGCACUGUUGACAUCAGUGGCUUAUCUUCUGCAGAGGAAGAUGUAUCAGUGUCAAUUUCAAGGAUACCAGAAAUUAGAGGGAUGCCAUCUGGAGUGGAAAGCAGUGGGCUGCCUUCUGGAUUUAGUGGAGAUAUCUCUGGCACUGAGCUAGUCAGUGGCGUGUCAUCUGGAGAGGAAAGUGGACUCACCUCUGGUUUUCCUACUGUCUCUCUUGUGGAUACUACAUUGGUGGAAGUUGUCACAACGGCUCCAGAACGACGAGAGGAGGGAAAAGGAUCCAUCGGAGUCAGCGGUGAAGGAGAUCUGUCAGGGUUCCCAUCCAGUGAGUGGGACACCAGUGGCAGAGCCCACGGAUUACCCUCAGGAGCUGAGCUCAGCGGGGAGCCCUCUGGAGAGCCUGAGCUCAGCGGGGAGCCUUCUGGGGUGCCCGAGCUCAGCGGGGAGCUCUCCAGAGGGUCUGAGCUCAGCGGGGAGCCUUCUGGGGUGCCCGAGCUCAGCGGGGAGCCCUCUGGAGGGCCUGAGCUCAGUGGGUUGCCCUCAGGACUGGAUGUCAAUGGAGAACUAUCUGGAACACAUGAGGUCAGUGGCCUUACUGACCUAAGUGGCCUUACUUCUGGUAUUGAAGGAAGCGGAGAGGCCUCAGGCAUUACUUUUGUAGAUACCAGUUUGGAGGAAGUGACAACAACCCCCUCAAUUACGGGAGCAGAAGCAAAAGAGAUUUUGGAAAUCAGUGGAUUGCCUUCAGGAGGUGAAGAUGCAUCAGGCAUGGUAUCUGGGAAUUUAGACAUCAGUGGUGAGCCUUCUGGGCAUGUAGACUUUGGUGGGAGUGCUUCUGGAGUGCUUGAGAUGAGUGGACAGCCGAGUGGAGUGAUUGACAGCAGCGGAGAGGUCUCUGGAGUUGAUGUCACCAGUGGCCUACUGUCUGGAGAGGAAAGUGGACUCACCUCUGGCUUUCCCACAGUCUCUCUUGUGGAUACCACCUUGGUGGAAGUUGUAACACAGGCAUCAGUGGCCCAAGAGGUGGGAGAAGGGCCAUCUGGGAUGAUAGAAAUCAGUGGAUUUCCCUCUGGAGACAGAGGACUAUCUGGAGAAGGCUCUGGAGCCGUGGAGGCUAGUGGGUUUCCUUCAGGGACAGUAGACUUCAGUGGAGAGCCGUCCGGGUUCCCGUACAUCAGUGGAGACAUUUCUGGAGCCACAGAUCUAAGUGGAGAAUCUUCAACAGUGACUGAUAUUAGUGGGGAGUCCUCAGGGCUUCCAGAAGUCACUUUAGUCACUUCUGAUUUAGUAGAAGUUGUGACAAGCCCAACAGUAUCACAGGAAUUGGGUGGGGAAACAGCUGUCACAUUUCCCUACAGUUUUGGGCCAAGUGGUGAGUCCUCUGCAUCUGGUGAACUAAGUGGGGAAACACCUGCAUUGCCAGAAAGUGGUAUCGAAACAUCAACAGCUUAUGAAAUCAGUGGUGAAACAUCUGCAUUUCCUGAAACUAGUCUAGAAACAUCCACAAUUCAAGAAAUCAGUGGGGAAACAUCUGCAUUUCCUGAAACUAGUGUAGAAACAUCCACGUUUCAUGAAAUCAGUGGGGAGACAUCUGCAUAUCCUGAAUUUAGCAUAGAAACAUCAACAAUUCAAGAAAUCAGUGGGGAGACAUCCGCAUUUCCUGAAAUUAUCAUAGAAACAUCCACACAUCAAGAAGCCAGGGGUGAAACAUCUGGCUAUCCUGAAAUUAGCAUAGAAACUUCCACAGUUCAAGAAGUAAGUGGGGAAACUUCUGCAUUCCCUGAAAGUAGCACAGAAACAUCCACAAUACAAGAAAUCAGUGGGGAAGCAUCUGCAUUUCCUGAAAUUAGAAUAGAGACAUUCACAAGUCAAGAGGCCAGGGGUGAAGUAUCUGGCUAUCCUGAAAUUAGCAUAGAAACAUCUACAGUCCACGAAACCAGUGGAGAAACAUCUGCCUUUCCUGAAAUUAGCAUAGAAACUUCAGCAGUCCAUGAAAUCAGUGGCGAAACUUCUGCAUUUCCUGAAAUUAGCAUAGAAACUUCCACAGUGCAUGAAAUAAGUGGAGAAAGUUCUGCAUUUCCUGAAAUUAGAAUAGAAACAUCCACAAAUCAAGAAGCCCGGGGUGAAACAUCUGGCUAUCCUGAAAUUAGCAUAGAAACAUCCACAGUCCAUGAAACUGGUGGGGAAACAUCUGCAUUUCCCGAAAUCAGCAUAGAAACUUCGACGGUCCACGAAAUCAGUGGAGAAACUUCUGCCUUUCCUGAAAUUAGCAUAGAAACUUCAACGGUCCACGAAAUCAGUGGCGACACAUCUAUAUUUCCUGAAAUUAGGAUAGAAACAUCCACAAGUCAAGAAGCCCGAGGUGAAACAUCUGCCUUUCCUGAAAUUAUCAUAGAAACAUCCACAGUUCAAGAAGUAAGUGGGGAAACUUCUGCGUUUCCUGAAAUUAGAAUAGAAACAUCCACAAGUCAAGAGGCCCGGGGUGAAACAUCUGCAUUUCCUGAAAUCAGCAUAGAAACAUCCACAGUCCGUGAAAGUGGUGGGGAAACAUCUGCAUUUCCCGAUUUCAGCAUAGAAACAGCCACAGUCCACGAAACCAGUGGAGAAGCAUCUGCGUUGCCUGCUGCUAACAUUGAAACAGCUGCCACAUCUUUGGCCAGUGGCGAGCCCUCUGGUGCUCCCGAGGAGAAGGAAAUUCCUGAUGCAGUAUCUGGAGCUGGAACACACUCGGUCGCAGGCAUUUCUGGGGAAACCUCUGUCCCAGACAUUGUAAUUAGUACCAGUGCUCCAGAUGUUGAACCAACACAGGGACCCGGGAACCCUGAAGAGGCUCAGCUCGAAAUAGAACCUUCCCCUCCCGCAGUGUCAGGACAAGAGAUGGAGACAGCUGUUGUUCUAGACAAUCCUCAUCUGCUGGCCACCACUACUGCUGCCCUGCCUCAAGUCUCACAAGAAGCAAUAGAUGCAUUAGGACCCACUACAGAAGACACUGAUGAGUGCCACUCAAGCCCCUGUCUGAAUGGAGCUACCUGCGUUGAUGGCAUCGACUCUUUCAAAUGCUUAUGCCUUUCCAGCUACGGAGGUGACCUGUGUGAGAUCGACCUUGAAAACUGUGAGGAAGGCUGGACCAAGUUCCAGGGCUACUGCUACAGGCACUUUGAAGACAGGGAGACUUGGAUGGAUGCAGAGAGCAGAUGCCGACAACAUCAAGCCCACCUGAGCAGUAUCAUCACCCCAGAGGAGCAAGAAUUUGUAAACAGUCACGCACAAGACUACCAGUGGAUCGGCCUCAGUGACAGAGCUGUGGAGAACGAUUUCCGCUGGUCCGAUGGGCACUCCCUGCAAUUUGAGAACUGGCGGCCCAACCAGCCCGAUAACUUCUUCGCGGCGGGUGAGGACUGCGUUGUGAUGAUCUGGCAUGAGCAAGGAGAAUGGAACGACGUUCCCUGCAACUAUCACCUCCCUUUCACCUGCAAGAAAGGAACAGUGGCCUGUGGGGACCCCCCUGUGGUGGAGAACGCCAGGACCUUUGGUCGGAAGAAGGACCGCUAUGAAAUAAACUCCUUGGUGCGGUACCAGUGCGACCAAGGCUACAUCCAGCGCCACGUGCCCACGAUCCGGUGCCAGCCCAACGGGCAGUGGGAGGAGCCGCGGAUAUCCUGCAUAAACCCCUCCAACUACCAGCGCAGGCUAUACAAGAGGAGCCCCAGGAGCCGGUCGAAACCCAGCGGCAGCGCCGUGCACAGACCCACCCAUUAGAGCGGGGCCAGAGACACCCGGGAGGAAAGCGAGAAAGAGAGAUUUUUUUUUAACAGAACAGUUAUAUUAACAGAGUCGAUUUCUUCUUCUUCUUCUUGCUUUUUUUGUCAUAUAAGGAAAAAAAAAAAAGUUAUAUUAAAGACAAACCCACCUUUGUGUAUAUAUAUUAAAAAAAAAAAUAAUAAUUAAUGUUUUUCCAAGCACCAAAGCAAAGUGAAUUAGAUCUCAGCAUUUUUACUAACCGUCCGGUUCCAAUUAUCUUCGUGCCUUCGGGGACAGGGAGGGGGGUGGGUUUGCAGAGGGCAGGGGGUUAAGUUAAAUAAUAAAGAUGAUUAUUUUUUCCUGAUUUUAUCCACGAACAAUGUAAUUAUUUCUGUUAUUUAAUCUCCGGGGUGAACAGCACCUUUUGGGGUUUUAUUUUAUUAUUUUUUGGUUGUUUUUUGUUUUUUCCAGAAUCCUCCUACUGCUGCAGUGCGUCGGGGCGGGUGGGGAGGGCCGGGGGGGCUGCGGUGGAAGGAGCUGUGGGAGGAGGGAGGAGAAGGGAUGCUGAGACCCGGGACCCGGGCACUGGGGGCUGCAGCCCCUCUCUGCUUCCCCACCGCCCCCCCUGCGGCUCAGCGCCCGUCCUGGGACGACGUGCUCUUUCCAGGGGACCGUGCGGGGCACCAGCGUUCCCUGCACCUAUUUAUAUUUUUUGAACAUAUCCUAUUUUGAAAGAAUGAUAAAUAAUAAAGAGAGUGAAAUCGGAACGGGCACUUCGUCUGCGUUGGUUUUUUUGGGGAAGGGGGAGCGUCUGUGUGGGUGAGGGGGUGGGGAUGUCUCCUGUGGCAAGGCAACAAGAAAGGAAGAGGAGCCCAAACAGGGUGCUCAGCCCCAGCCAGCACCAAAGGUGCAGCCCUGGGGACAAUGGAGGUCCAACUGAAGAAGGACCCUGGGGUAGGACAUCACCACCCUGUUCAGGUCUUGCCCCAGGAGCAGGUUAACCCACAUGCCCAAAAACCCAUCUAAAAACCAUCAGCAGCAAGAACUGCUUCACCCUCCAGCUUUCAGUCCUGACAACCAGGGAGAUAAUUAACUUUCAUUAAUGAAGGAACAUGGGGACCCUUGCAGGAGCUCAGGCAGGCAGAGGGCUGAGCCAGCAGCGAUGAGACAAUGCUCAGCCAAGGAUGAGACAGUCCUGGGUGUCCAUCCGGGGAUCCCCAAAUCCCCUCUCCAUGGCAAACCCCUCUCUUGUGCUGGCACAGAGAUGGGGACACAGCCACGUGGCUCCAGGGCUUUCUCCACCAAUUUAUUAGAAGAGGUCCAGGAAAAUACAUCUUUUCAUAAACAAAUUCUUUAAGAAGAAGGCACCAGAGUUCAAGUGGAGUCCUGGCGAGGAGUGCAUGGAGAUAAGGCACUGGCACUCCUGCAGGGACAGGCACAGCAGCAUCCUUCAGUGGGACAGGGCUG
Molecule: messenger RNA, 8160 nt
Organism: Calidris pugnax (ruff)
Lineage: Eukaryota; Metazoa; Chordata; Aves; Charadriiformes; Scolopacidae
Gene: ACAN
Product: aggrecan
Exons: 19
Coding region: 304-6711 (2135 amino acids)
Biological process (GO): cell adhesion
Molecular function (GO): hyaluronic acid binding; calcium ion binding
Source: RefSeq, a predicted model, not a curated record